AUGUCAAAAACACGCCAGCUACUUCAUGGAGACUUGACAUACUCGCAUGCGAAGGCUAAGGAAAUUAAUAUCUUACACCAACUUAGUUACCCCGGUCAACAAACUCAAUUCUUUGCUCUUCUCCAAAACAAGUGCAGCUGGAUAAGAGUUAUUGUCGCCCAUCAUCGGAACCUCCCCUCUAUUAACGCGUGCCAGAAACGACAAUCGGGGAACCGUGGUCUAGUUCACUUCCCAUUACCACAUCGUAUCGGAGAGAAUUUUCGACGUGGAAAUAGAAACAAAAAAAUUCGGUGUGAAGCAGGAACGUAUGCCUGGUUUGGAAUGGCUACCGGGGAAACUUUCACUCGAACUGAGAAUCUUCCAGUUUUGACUCGUUGUAUACAAGAUUUGCACCAUCGCGUGUUGUUUUUUCUCGGCCGCCCAUCCCCUUCGAUAUAUCCGUUAUCAAUGUUGUCGUCUACCUGGAGUUUGAAGCGCGAGGACGUGAAGAUACCACUCCAUAGGAUUGGAUCUUUUAUUAUUAACAACAAUAGAUUUAUAUGUUUUAAAAACCGACUACUGUCACUUGGUAUCCAAGACCUCGAAAAUAAACGCAUCCUAACGGAUAUAUCACAAGAUUAUAUCCGGCUUCGCUAUCAGCUAAACGCCAUUAAUAACCUUGUAAACUAUAUUUAUCAAAUCUCUUCUUUUACGACCAUACGGGUAAUAUUUCUAUUAUUUUUCAAUCGUAACUAUCGUCGCGGGCCUUUUAUUUUCUCGUUAACGGAUCUAUAUCCAAGCAAUAUCUUUGUUGAUAAGAACUGGAAUAUAACCGCUCUUACUAAGAAAGAGGGCUCCUGUUUUUCUAUUUACAAAGAUAGUUUUUCAGUCUCGCUACAGCUAUUAUACAUAAUGAGCGUAGUCUGGUACAAGGGAACUUUCUGGUAUAAUUUAGCUUUGUCAAGCCCCACAGGACGCUUUGCGAUCUUUGACAAGGAACUUCAACCAAGAUUUAUUGAUAAAUAUACCGAUCACGAUGCCUUUUAUGAAAUUAUACCAUAG
This is a messenger RNA of Aspergillus pseudonomiae, 1041 nucleotides long. RefSeq lists its product as uncharacterized. The coding region runs from base 1 to 1041 and encodes 346 amino acids. The record is from RefSeq and is a predicted model, not a curated record. The transcript is spliced from 8 exons. NCBI's taxonomy places the organism in Eukaryota, Fungi, Ascomycota, Eurotiomycetes, Eurotiales, Aspergillaceae.